Physeter macrocephalus (sperm whale) is the source of this 1771-nucleotide messenger RNA. RefSeq names its product BCL6 transcription repressor (gene BCL6). The transcript has 5 exons. Gene Ontology annotation, biological process: regulation of DNA-templated transcription. The coding region runs from base 47 to 706 and encodes 219 amino acids. Gene Ontology annotation, molecular function: DNA-binding transcription factor activity, RNA polymerase II-specific; RNA polymerase II cis-regulatory region sequence-specific DNA binding. NCBI's taxonomy places the organism in Eukaryota, Metazoa, Chordata, Mammalia, Artiodactyla, Physeteridae. The record is from RefSeq and is a predicted model, not a curated record.
CCCCAAGUGCACUUCCUGUGGCUCUCAGUCCCCGCAGCACGCAGAGAUGUGCCUCCACGCCACUGCUCCCACGUUCCCUGAGGAGCUGGGAGAGACCCAGUCUGAGUACUCAGAUUCCAGCUGCGAGAACGGGGCCUUCUUCUGCAAUGAGUGCGACUGUCGCUUUUCUGAGGAGGCCUCCCUCAAGAGGCAUACGCUGCAGACCCACAGUGACAAACCCUACAAGUGUGACCGCUGCCAGGCCUCCUUUCGCUACAAGGGCAACCUCGCCAGCCACAAGACCGUCCACACGGGUGAGAAACCCUAUCGCUGUAACAUCUGCGGGGCCCAGUUCAACCGGCCAGCCAACCUGAAAACCCACACCCGAAUUCACUCCGGAGAGAAGCCCUACAAGUGCGAAACGUGCGGAGCCAGAUUUGUCCAGGUGGCCCACCUCCGUGCCCACGUGCUCAUCCACACUGGCGAGAAGCCCUAUCCCUGUGAAAUCUGUGGCACCCGUUUCCGGCACCUUCAGACUCUGAAGAGCCACCUGCGAAUCCACACGGGGGAGAAACCUUACCAUUGUGAGAAAUGUAACCUGCAUUUCCGUCACAAAAGCCAGCUGCGUCUUCACUUGCGCCAGAAGCACGGUGCCAUUACCAACACCAAGGUGCAAUACCGUGUGUCCGCCACUGACCUGCCCCCGGAGCUCCCCAAAGCCUGCUGAAGCAUGGAGUGUUGAUGCUUUCCAUUCGAGCCCCUUCUCAGAAUCUACCCAAAGGAUACUGUAACACUUUACCAUGUUCAUCCCAUGAUGUAGUGCCUCUUUCAUCCACUAGUGCAAAUCAUAGCUGGGAGUGGGGGGGUGGGGGAGGGGCGGGGGGAGGGGGAGCCAAGGCCGCUCCCCUCCCCCACUGCCGUAAAACAUUAAGAAAAUAAUACUGCUUCUUCUCCUAUGUGUAAGGCGAACCAUGUCAGCAAAAAGCAAAUCAUUUUAUAUAUCGAAGCUGGGGGAGUAUGCAAAAGUUCUGACUUGACUUAGUCUGCAAAAUGAGGAAUGUAUAUGUUUUGUGGGAUCAGAUGUUUCUUUUGUAUGUAAAUGUGCAUUCUUUUAAAAGAAGAGACUUCGGUAUGUUAUCAAAGAGAGGGCUUUAAUUUUUUUAACCAAAGGUGAAGGAAUAUAUGGCAGAGUUGUAAAUAUAUAAAUAUAUAUAUAUAUAAAAUAAAUAUAUAUAAACCUAAAAAAGAUAUAUUAAAAAUAUAAAACUGCGUUAAAGGCUCGAUUUUGUAUCUGCAGGCAGACACGGAUCUGAGAAUCUUUAUUGAGAAAGAGCACUUAAGAGAAUAUUUUAAGUAUUGCAUCUGUAUAAGUAAGAAAAUAUUUUGUCUAAAAUGCCUCAGUGUAUUUGUAUUUUUUUGCAAGUGAAGGUUUACAAUUUACAAAGUGUGUAUUAAAAAAAAAAAGAACAAAAAAAGCUGCGGAAGGAAAAAUGUGUAGUUUUGUUCUAGUUUUCGGUUUGUAUAUACCUGUACAACGUGUCCUACGGUGCCUUUUUUUCAUGGAAGUUUUCAGCGGGGAACGACCGCACCAUCCCUUUUGGAAGUGUAGGCAGACACAGGGACUUGGAGUUAUCACUAACUAAGCUCUCUUUGGGAAUGUUUGUCUCAUCCCAUUCUGCGUCAUGCUUGUGUUAUAACUACUCCGGAGACAGGGUUUGGCUGUGUCUAAACUGCAUUACUGAGUUGUAAAAUAUAGCUGUACAAAUACAAGAAUAAAAUGUUGAAAAGUCAA